This is a messenger RNA of Lactuca sativa (garden lettuce), 468 nucleotides long. Lineage: Eukaryota; Viridiplantae; Streptophyta; Magnoliopsida; Asterales; Asteraceae. The record is from RefSeq and is a predicted model, not a curated record.
AUGCUUUCAUUUGUGAAUCUUACUUUAUAUUUCUGGGCUAAUGUUGUUGCAACUGCUUGUUUUACUCAGAACCGCUCUUACAUCAACAAACGAUUUCUGAUUGCUCCAUAUGUAAUUAUUAACAAUCAAAAACCUAAUGUAAAAUUAUUUCAUGUGUUUGGAUCCAAGUACUUUCUAUUCAAUUCCAAAGGAAAUCGGAACAAAUUUGAUGAAAAAACCAAUGAAGGAAUCUUUCUGGGAUAUUCGCUAACUUUAAAGGCAUAUCGUGUUCUGAACAAAAGAUCGAAGAAAAUUGAAGAAAGCUACUAUGUUACCUUUGAUGACAAAUACAUGAAGAAAUACCAAAAAGAAGAUUGUCAAUCUGAGGAAAUUUUUCCAUCAGCAAAUUCAACGACGAUUCCUCUUAUGAAUUUAUAUGAGGAAGUUCUAAAUUUUUUUGAUGAAACCGAAAAGGCUAUUUCCUCAUAA